GGCAUGAAGUCGAACGCCAAGAGGUUCGUGUCGAUGACAGAAGCUACUUUCAGAUUUGUAUCGUGAAUUUCUGUUGUUUGCUGUUUCUACUGACGGAAUAGUUUAAUGUGGGAAUGGACCAAAGGCACAGAGAGAUUCUUCGGCGGCACAGGAGAAGUCUAGUCACGACGUUAGAUACGGCAGAUAUCUGCGAUGGGCUUCUGUCAAAGGGGGUAUUCACCCAAGACAUGAUCGAUGAAAUACAGAACAAGGAAACCAGACGUGAUCGAGCCAGGGCACUGUUGAUAGAUUUGGAGACUAGAGGAAGUAGGGCUUUCCGAUCUUUCUUGGAGUGUCUGCGUGAGACUGGCUAUGAUGACCCCGCAGGGCUCCUGGAAAAUGGAGAUGGUGCUCAUCCGCCUUGUGCCAUACCUGCACAGCCAUCAUUGAUUCCUCUGGCUGUCCAGAGGCCGAAAUACACUGAAGAUCCAGACAGACCUGUUUUUAUGCCUCCAACGGUAGUACCACUGAGACCAGGAACCCUGCCUGUGCCCAAGCCUGUUAGUCCUCCUUAUGAAGAGGAGAACCUGAAACCCACCAGAAUUAGACGUGAUAGUAUACAGAUUUACAAGAUGGACGCCAAUCCAUGUGGCAUCUGUUUGAUUAUCAACAAUGUUGAGUUCGAACCGGCCUCUUGUCUGAAAAACCGGAACGGGUCCAACAUUGAUUGUGACAAGAUGGAGAGAAGAUUUAAAGCUCUCAACUUUAAGGUUGUUGUGAAAAGGAACUUGAAAUGCAAAUAUAUCAGACAUGAGAUGUCAACAUUAGCGAAGGAGGAUCAUUCCCUAUACGACUGCUGUGUCGUGAUCAUUCUUUCUCACGGCACUGAAGCAAACCACAAUCGUUUUCCUGGAGCAAUACAUGGUGUGGAUGCAGGAGUCGUCCCAGUUCAGAUAAUCACAAACUACCUCAAUGGCCAGAACUGUCCCUCUCUACAGGGCAAGCCCAAACUUUUCUUCAUCCAGGCCUGUGGAGGAGAUGAAAAGGACACUGGUUUUGAAGUGUCUCCAGAUGAGGUGCAGCCCUCAAUGGGUGGGGCAGAUGACCAGAUGGAUGCUAUGCCCAUGUCCUCCAGCAGUGAUUCUCUCAGCACAUCUGAUGAACCCGAUGCUCGGGCCACUUUGCCCACCCCCAGUGACAUGCUGGUGUCCUACUCAACCACUCCAGGCUACGUCUCAUGGAGGGACACAGAGGCCGGGUCCUGGUAUGUAGAGAAUCUUGAUCGUGUGCUUGAGCAGAACGCAGACACUGAUGAUCUGGUGACCAUCCUAAUGAUGGUAAAUGAUGCCGUCUCCCAAAUAUCUGCCAAAGGCUUGUAUAAACAAAUGCCUGGAUCUUUCAACUUCCUCAGAAAGCAUCUCUACUUUCAGAAGCCAUGAUCACUUGAAGAUCUGAACUGUGUCUUUAUGAUGUCACCAAAACACUGCCAUAAUUUUUCUACAAAAAUGUGCGAAAACUAAAUCAUGUCAAUAUUAAAUUUUGCCGGGGUGUUUGUCUUUGCAAUCAGAAGUUCUUACAUGUAUACCGGACAGUGCAAAUAGACAGAUCAUAACUUGGUAAUCUUAUUGCUAAUAUUAUAAAUGGUUGUGUAGUGUAAAGAAACAUUCUGCAGUGUACACUAGUAGGUGUAUGUUUCCAACACUCUGCAAGAAAGUACAAUUGAUUUUUAAACCACGUGUGGUUAAUCUGUGCCAUUGGAAACAGUAGUUAACAAGAAAAUUCCACAUUGCAUUUUGUAGGCCUACUGUUUUUAUAACUGUUUUAUUUCAUUAAAACUAGUCACUAUGUGAUA
Messenger RNA from Triplophysa dalaica, 1831 nucleotides. It is a transcript of the gene casp9, whose product is annotated as caspase 9, apoptosis-related cysteine peptidase. The coding region runs from base 114 to 1418 and encodes 434 amino acids. Gene Ontology annotation, cellular component: cytoplasm. NCBI's taxonomy places the organism in Eukaryota, Metazoa, Chordata, Actinopteri, Cypriniformes, Nemacheilidae. The record is from RefSeq and is a predicted model, not a curated record. The transcript is spliced from 10 exons. Gene Ontology annotation, biological process: regulation of apoptotic process; apoptotic process; proteolysis.